Anas platyrhynchos (mallard) is the source of this 6465-nucleotide messenger RNA. It is a transcript of the gene REST, whose product is annotated as RE1 silencing transcription factor. Lineage: Eukaryota; Metazoa; Chordata; Aves; Anseriformes; Anatidae. Gene Ontology annotation, biological process: positive regulation of transcription by RNA polymerase II. Gene Ontology annotation, cellular component: nucleus. The record is from RefSeq and is a predicted model, not a curated record.
GGAGCCGCCGCCUGCACCGCGCCGGGGCUGGGCGGAGGAAGGGCAGCGCCCCGCGGCCCCGGGAGGCGGCGAUCGGCCGCGGUGACCUUGCCCCGGAGCCGAGCCCUGCAGCGCUGCUAUGGCCACGCAGGUGCUGGGGCAGGCCGGGGGGAGCAGCCUGUUCCCCGGCGGGGCCAACCUGGGCAUGGCGCUGCCCGGAGACAUGUACGAUCUUCACGAGCUGUCCAAAGCCGAGCUGGCGGCUCCACAGCUCAUCAUGCUGGCCAACGUGGCCCUGACCGGAGAGGUGAACGGCAACUGCUGCGACUACCUGGUCGGGGAGGAGAGGCAGAUGGCGGAGCUGACGACGGUGGGGGACAGCAACUUCUCCGACAGCGAUGGGGAGGGUAUGGAAGACGCCCAGCCUGAGCAGAGCGACCGGGAGGCACCCGAAAAUGUGGAGCUGAGCCCUCUUGAAGUGCCCAGCGUGGAAAACGAAGGGCCGGUUGCUUGCCCCGCUCCUGAGGCUCCUAGUGCGGACAAAGAGGCCCCGUUGGAGGCACCGGGUACUCCAGAAAGCACGGAGGACAAGUGUAAGAGCCUCAAGAGCAAGCCGUUUCGUUGUAAGCCUUGCCAGUACGAGGCAGAGUCCGAAGAGGAGUUUGUGCAUCACAUCAGGGUUCACAGCGCUAAGAAAUUCUUCGUGGAAGAAAAUGCGGAAAAGCAGGCCCAGGUCAAGGAGUCCGAUUCCUGCACCACCGAAGAGGUGGAUUUCUCCAAGGGCCCAAUCCGUUGUGAUCGCUGUGGCUAUAACACUAACAGAUACGAUCACUAUCUGGCUCACCUGAAGCACCACAACAAAGCCGGAGAAAACGAGAGAGUCUACAAGUGUACCAUAUGCACUUAUACUACUGUCAGUGAAUAUCACUGGAAGAAACACCUAAGAAAUCACUUUCCUAGGAAAGUGUAUACCUGCUCUCAAUGCUCCUACUUUUCAGACAGGAAAAACAACUAUAUUCAACAUAUUAGAACUCACACAGGAGAGCGGCCCUAUCAAUGCGCCAUGUGUCCCUACUCCAGCUCUCAGAAGACCCAUCUAACCAGGCACAUGCGCACCCACUCAGGUGAGAAGCCAUUCAAAUGUGACCAGUGCAGCUACGUGGCCUCAAACCAGCACGAAGUGACUCGGCAUGCGCGGCAGGUUCACAACGGGCCGAAGCCUCUGACUUGCCCACACUGUGACUACAAAACAGCCGACCGCAGCAAUUUCAAAAAGCAUGUUGAGCUCCACGUCAACCCGCGCCAGUUUCUCUGCCCUGUCUGUGACUACGCGGCGUCUAAAAAAUGCAACCUGCAGUACCACAUCAAAUCCAGGCACCCCGACUGUUCAGACAUCACCAUGGAUGUCUCCAAGGUGAAGCUACGGACUAAAAAGAGCGAAGCGGACUUUGCCGAGGGCGUUAACGACAAGGCGGAGAAGGAGCAAACGAAGGGGGAGUCGGCCGCAAAGAAAGCGGAGAAAACUGUGAAAGUGGAGAAAAAAGAGAAUUUAGCAAAGGAAAAGAAGCCGGCAACCAGCGUUUCGGCAGGCCAGGUGACAACCAGAAGUCGGAAAUCAGCUUCAGAAAACAAGGAGGUGGAUAUUAAAACUGAGAAAAAUGCUGAGAAAGCAUGUAAAACAAAGAAGAUCAAAAGAAAGGCAGAGGCAGAAGUAAAUUCCUCAAAGCAAGAGCCUGCAAAUGACACCUCAGCAGUAACAAAAAAGAAAAAGAAAGUGGAAACUAAGCCCAAAGACUACCAGGAAGCUCAAAAAAAUGAGGCACCGGAGGAGGAGCCUAAAAAGCAAAAUUCCUGCCUUAAGAAAAACAAAAAAAAGAAAGCUCUGAAAAACAAGCACAGCAGGAAAAGCAGUCGACCUGAUCAGGAGAAGAUGGAGGAAGAGGAGAUGCCAGACGAGUGUCCUCUUAGAGAAGAAGAUGGGGGUGUGAAGCCUGACGGUCUGAGCGGCGACCAGGUGAAGGAGCAAGAUCCUGCUGGCCCAGCAUCAUCAGGUGAUGGUGGUGGUCACACUCACGAGGGUGAGAGCGUCAGUGCUGAAGGAGGUUCUGCACAAGAGCCUGGACAGCUUUGUCUGGCAGAGCAGGAUGCAAACGCAGACAGUGAGGUGAAGGAUCAAGGCAUGCCUGCUGCAGCAGAGGAGAGCAAAGACGCCGACUGUGAAAAAGAGGAGAGAAAGGUGGAUACGGAGGAGAACGCUUCCUCUGAAGAAUCUCCUCAGGAGGCGUCUUCUGAACACACGUCGGAUGAGCCCAUGGACGCGUUACCAGAUCUGGAGCCUGAGAAGGAGCCAGAGGAAACGUGCGUGGCAGAAACUGUGAGUAACCCUGACCCGAUGGACCUGACUAAGGCACGCCUGCCGGCGACAGAGCCCACGGGAGAUGCCGUGCCAGCACCUGCACCCCCAGAAGGGUGCGUUCAGAGCCCUACGGUAGCGCUGGCCUUACCGUCUCCGGGUAACGCAGCAGGGAAUGAAUCUCAGGAAAUGGAGGAGGAUGAGGGCAUCCACAGCCACGAAGGCAGCGACAUCAGCGACAACAUAUCGGAAGGAAGCGAUGAUUCGGGGUUGAACGGCGCUCACUCUGUGCCAGAGGAAGCCAGCCCGAAGGCAUCAGAGGGAGCUGCAGACAGCACAGUGGUCAGGGAGAACUAUGUGUGCAUUUUCUGUGACCGCUCGUUUAGAAAGGAGGGCGAAUACAGCAAGCACCUCAAUCGCCACUUGGUCAAUGUAUAUUAUCUCGAGAAGGCGACAAAAGGGCAGGAGUAGAAUUAAAUAGUUGUGGUUUUGGGGUAUGUGUAUCUUUUGUAAGAUCUUAUAUAGCUCGUGUACAGAUGCUGUAGAUUUUUUUUUUUUUUUUUUUUUUUUAAGCAUGGGUUGCUUUAGAGUCUGCGUUGGGAUUUAUUUUUCAGUUGAAAAUAUUUUUGACGACUUUUUAUGUAAUGAACUCAUUAACUGUUGGAUCUCCUCGUUAGAGAAGGCAGGUAGGGCGUAUGAGGCCGUGUCCCGUAAAGUCUGUCUGCUUCUAGUCCGUUAGCUUAUGCAGUUAUUUUAUAAAUAGAAUUUUAGGAACAAGACUGUAGCAACUCAUACACAAGUUGGAUGUUUAUAGAGCCGCUGACAGUUGCUUUUUGUUCUAGCAGCCAACUCAUCUCUUUCCCCUCUCCUCUGCCUUUGUUUCAGUUCUUCGUAAUGUCUCUGGACGUUCAAAGUGGUAAAAACUACUCAAUGUUUUUUCUACCAGGGUGAUAGCUUCUAUUACAUAAAAGAGCACUUUGUAAAAACAAAUCAAAGUUGGCUAGCGAUGAACGUGACUGUUGGAGAUAAUUAUAAUUGUGAGUGUACAUUUCAGAUCCCCGAAGUGUGAACAGUGAGCCAAAAUUUGGGGUUAGUCCUUCCAACUUUUGAUUGGAGAACCUGUCUUGAUUAAUGUCUUAUUAACUAUGAUACAUACUUGGCUCCGCUGUGGGGAAGUAAAUUCGUUAUUUUUAAUUUUCUGCUUUUUUUUUUUGUGCUUUAAAGGCUUAAAAUAUUGCACAUUGUUUUUGUUUUUACCUAUGCAGUUUAAUCCUUUAGAAAUAGCGCUUGUGCAGUACGUGUACACUUUAUAUAUGCAUGUUUGGUUUUGUUUGUGUAGCCAUUUUUAUUUCAAAACAUUCAGAUUCGUUGCUUACCAUGGGCCAGUUUUUUUUUUUUGUGAUUCUCUUUACUGCAUAUUUUUCUUGUUUUUGUGGGGUAUUGCUACUUGUGCAUGAAAUUAUGAAUUGUUUGGCUAUAUAUUUUUGACUAGCUUUAAAAUUUUAUAGCUGUUGAGCAAAAGGAUACCAAUGCAGUUUCAAAACACUAUUUUUUUUUUUCCAUAGAAAUGCCACUUCUGGUAUUUUUAAUACGUAUCCAGAAGAAAAAAUUCUAAUUUCUAAUUUGGGAUCACCAGACAGGGCAAUGCGUGCUCUCAGUGGAAAUGUCUGCAAGUUCUGCAAAGUCCAUCUGAUCUGUUUUUUUCCUUUUUAAUUUCCACAAUGGACAGCAGUCAAACUUCAUGAACUUAAAAAAUAAAAUAAAAAUGUAGCACUGAUAUAAGUAUGGUUCAUCAAAAUCUAAUGUCUCACCAAAACCAACCAACCAAACAAAAAAACCCACAAAAAUAACUGGUAAGCAACAAACCUGGUAUUAAAACUUGUAGGAAUUCCUGCUCCUUAUUCAUUCAAGUUGCGUUUAGUAAAACCAUCCUGCUUCCAUGCAGAGGGAGAAACAUGUAAGAUUGUGCUCUUAGGUCUGUGUGCAAGAACCAUCACUGCAGGAGUUUUUAAUUCUAAGCAGAUUUCUCUUCUGGUGCACAGAAACAUGCAAGAGAUUGCAUGCCUGCUGCUUGUAGUAGUAAAAUGUGAACAAAAUCCAAAUAAGCAGGGAAGCACAAAACACUCCCAUCUCAUCUGUGCUGCAGAACACCACCGUUAGCUCCCUUUUCAGCUGGAGCAGUUGGGGGUAGCUUCUUGUCAAAUCCAAAGAAGCAAAUUUGGAGGCAGGUGUUUGGAGAGGAGAGAUCAAUCAGUAUUAGUGUGUUUUAUGACCUAAAAUGUUCUGGACUAUACCCCAUUUUGCUCUGCCUGUCCCUAUAUCAGCUUCUUCUCCAAACAAACCCUCUUGAAUGAAUAGAGAACAACAAUGCUACGUUGCUUCUCCUUUUGGGAGAGAUCGGUAUAAAAGGAGGCCAAAGAUUUGAGAGGGAGGACAUCCCUCGUGGCAGAAAUAAGUUGUAUAGUGAGAUUUUGUUUGCUUAGAUAGCAUUCAAUCCUUACCUUGGCUGUGACAAUCAGUGUCAACUAAAGAUCACGUUGCAACUAUAUUUAUGUUAAACGUUAAGAAAAUAAACCUAGAUGAAUUGUUUUCCUAGACAACCAGUUGUGAUAGUCUUAGAUAUUUUUUUUUCCCCAGUGAUAUAUAAUGUUGCCACCAUUUGUGAGCAAUGUGAACAGAUGCUGGGAAUUCCAGUACUGUGUAGAGAUUUUAUAGCUCCCCUUUGGCAUUUGCCAUCUUCUGAGAGACUUCAAGGACUUCAGCUAUGUUCAGAUAAACUUGUGGACUGGCCUGAUAGUUUUUUUUUUUGUUAAUUUUAAAGGAAAGUAUGGUGUAGACUGACUUGAAAUCUCUCUUUAUGAGAUAAAAAAGUGUGUUUUUUUGAGAUACUCCUCUGGACAUUUCUGGGAAGUGGUCAAGGUUUUAAUGCGUGAUCUACCAAGAACUCUUUGAAGACAACGGUGCUUCUGUUAAGCAGUGUUUUAUCACAAGAUAAUCUUAAUAUUGGAAUAUUAAGAAGAAAAGUCUACUUUAGACCCUUACCAGCAAUGUCCUGAGAUGCCUACUGUUGGGUACGUAGCUGUGUUGGAAUUAUCUGCUUGGUGAAGGCCAAGAUUUGGGAGUAUGUUAAUUAAAGCAGCAAAGAUUUUACUGUGUUGUGUAUCUAAAAUGUUAGAAAUGUCUAAUAAUGAAUAUUUGAUGUGGAGUGUAUGAAUUAGGUAACCUACCACACGUGGGGGUUUUGCAUUGCUGUAUCUCCUUUUUAAACAAUGACUUCUGUCUCUUUCAAUAUUCUUAAAUUAUUCUGUGUCAGUUUGACCAAUACUAGCAAUUUCUUUUUGUCUUGAUGAUGAUAACCUGCACGAGUGUUCAAUUCAUGGCCGCAGGGAGUAGCACCAGGACAGCUCUGCACUGCCGGUCCUUGGCUGAGCAACACAGUGUGUGGGGUUUUUGCCUGUGUGGAUCCUCCGUACACUCAAAGUAACUGCCCUAAGAAACGAUCCAGAAGUGGAUUGCACUCAUAAUCCAAUGUUUUUGGGUUUUGAUGGUCUAGGCUGAAACUUCAUUAAUUGAAAAAAAGAAGGUUUGACAACUGACAGGCCAGUUAAGAUGUGGUAGCGUCAUUAAUUUCAACAGACUUAGAUUCAACAGAUGUAGCUGAAAAGUAUUAACCAAAUUCAAGUUUUCUUGAAUGGCAGUUCUGUAGAUAUGUGGCAUACGUACAAUAUUAACAGAAUCCGAAUAGCUUAUGGAAUUAUUUUAUGUGUACAUAUACUUCCUCCCUCUAAAAUUAUACUAGCUAACAAACGUUUGUAAGCUGGCACGGAAAUGUGUUUGUGAUGUUUGGUUGCACCAUGUUUGAUGCUUUUACAGUGCAAUACUUGUAUUCUCUGAAUUAAACCAAAGGUAAUUUUUUUUCAUGCUCUUUCUACUGUAGUGCAUGACAGCCUUUUCUACGUUUUUACUAGAUGUAAAACAAGCCAGAUCGUACAUCCUGUUUUUACUUAAGACAUGUAUAAGUCUUUUGUCCAAAAUGUAGUGUAAAGUUAAACUAAAUUGCAUUAUAUUAACCCGUACAAGUGUAUUUUCCUAAGCAUAGUUAUGAUUAAAUAAACUUUAUUAAGGAACUUGCA